Messenger RNA from Ictalurus punctatus (channel catfish), 3119 nucleotides. It is a transcript of the gene dnajc3b, whose product is annotated as DnaJ (Hsp40) homolog, subfamily C, member 3b. Gene Ontology annotation, cellular component: endoplasmic reticulum. Gene Ontology annotation, molecular function: misfolded protein binding; protein-folding chaperone binding. The record is from RefSeq and is a predicted model, not a curated record. NCBI's taxonomy places the organism in Eukaryota, Metazoa, Chordata, Actinopteri, Siluriformes, Ictaluridae. Gene Ontology annotation, biological process: protein folding in endoplasmic reticulum. Bases 392 to 1894 code for a protein of 500 amino acids. The transcript is spliced from 12 exons.
GACAUGGAAGCCGAUUUGAAUUCUACGCCCAAUAGCUCGAAGGGAGUUUCGAAAGCAUAAACUGAAAGCGGUUCGUAAUAGGCAUUACAACUGCGUCUUAGAUAAACUGUCGUACGAUGUGAAAUGACAAUUCAUAUUUGUAUCUCGGAAUAAGAGUUAAAAUAAACACAGGCUUGUCGGAACUUUAUUUCUGCGGUUUGAUGACGCAGUCGGAAGCAUUUGUCAGUCGGACACUUGAAACAUCAUAUCAGGAAGUUGAUGUUUACCUGUAAAGAUUUUCCUUUGGCGUUAUCUUCAUUAAAAGUUGAUUUUAAGGUUGUGAAAUUUUUCGUUGGAAAUUGUUCAUUUAAGAAAAAAAAGUUCAACUACGGAGGUGAGACGAUUUAAAGCGAUGGAGUCGGGACGCCGGAAAGGUUUAAGUAGCCUUCUGUCGUCAAUAUCACUACUGUGUGUCGUCCUGGACCUGCAGCUGGACGGUGUGUUAGGUGCCACCCAUGUUGAAAUUGAGCAGCACCUGGAGAUGGGCCGCAAGCUUCUGGCCGCAGGGCAACUGGCAGAGGCACUCUCCCAUUACCACUCAGCAGUUGAGGGUGACUCAAAGAAUUACCUGACUUACUACAAACGUGCAGCUGUGUUUCUGGCCAUGGGAAAGUCCAAAUCAGCCUUGCCAGAUCUGACCCGAGCAAUUCAGCUUAAACCAGACUUCCUAGCUGCUCGGAUACAAAGGGGGAACAUUCUCCUGAAGCAGGGGAACACUCACGAAGCCAGAGAUGAUUUCCAGGCUGUGUUGCAGCGCUCUCCAGACACAGAGGAGGCCCAUAGUCAGCUCCAUAGAGUUGAGGAGCUGGAGCAGCUCCAGGAGGAGGCACAUAAGGCCCAUCAUCGCGGCGAUUACACCACCACCAUCCAGGUGCUCGAGCGGGUCAUAGAGCUGUCUCCUUGGGAUCCUGAAUCUCGGGAGCUAAGAGCAGAAUGCUACAUCCGAAUUGGGGAGCCGAGGAAAGCCAUAUUAGACCUGACGCCUGCGGCACGGCUCAGAACGGAUAACCGAGCUGCUUUUCUCAAACUCAGCCGUCUGCUGUAUGACCUGGGAGAGCACCAUGAGUCACUCAGUGAGAUCCGGGAGUGUCUGAAGCUGGAUCAAGAUGAUAAGGAAUGUUUUAGCCACUACAAACAAGUGAAGAAGCUUAGCAAACAACUGGACUCUGCUGAAGAGCUGAUCUCAGAACAGCGAUAUCAAGAAGCAAUAGAAAAAUAUGAGUCUGUAAUGAGGACAGAACCAAAUGUUGCGUUCUACACUAGCAAAGCGAAGGAGCGGAUCUGCUUCUGUCUAGUGAAGAAUAAGAAGGCAGAGGAGGCAGUAGACACAUGUUCAGAGGCCCACCAGAGAGACCCUCAAAAUAUCCACAUCCUCCGAGACAGAGCCGAGGCCUACAUUCUGUUACAGGACUAUGAGAAAGCUGUGGAGGAUUAUCAGGAGGCACGGGAGUUUGACCAGGAGAACCAGGAGAUUCGUGAGGGUCUCGAACGUGCACAGAAACUCCUGAAGAUAUCACGUAAAAGGGACUACUACAAAAUCCUGGGAGUGAGCCGGACUGCUAACAAACAGGAAAUCAUUAAAGCGUAUAGGAAAUUGGCACAGCAAUGGCAUCCGGACAACUUCCAGUCUGAAGAGGAAAAAAAGAAGGCUGAGAAGAAGUUCAUUGACAUUGCUUCAGCUAAGGAAGUUCUUACAGAUCCGGAGCUACGUCAGAAAUUUGACUCGGGAGAGGACCCCUUGGACCCAGAGAACCAGCAGGGAGGAGGAGGAGGAGGAGGCGCCGGAGGCUGGCCUUUUGGCUUCAACCCCUUUGAAUCGGGUGGAAACUUCCACUUCAAGUUCCACUACAACUAAUAUGGCUAUGCCAUUGAAUACUGUGGACAUGGUUAUUAUGGACAAUGGACUGGACUUAUUUAAAUUCCCACAAAGGGAAGUUAAGAAGAAAAUCCACAUAUUCUUCAGAUGACUCUUAUCACACAGGUGUAGUUGUGUGCCAAUUCAGACUUGAAUAUGCCGACUGUUGGAUUUCUAAAGAAAUCAAACGUGCUCGCGUGAUUGAAAAAAUUGUUUGCUCGAAUCCAUGCAGUCAGUGGCUGUGAUGAAUGAAGUCUUAUUUAGUAUUUUUCAAAGUGAUACCAUUUCAGCUUUAUCAGCUGACCAUCUCUGUGGUAUUUGCUUUUCCAUCUGUGUCCUAUCUCUCUUUGUCACACACAAGUCUUCUGUCCUCAGAUUUUUCUAUAUAUGAAUAGUUCACAUUUGCGGGUUCUGAUUUUAGUAUGUAAGAAGUGUGUAUGUGUGACACUGAAUGUUUUUAAGGUUCAGUCCCAACACUCCAGACUUCAUUACAUUAAAUCAGUAUUGCACUAUUGUGUGCAUUGAUUGGUAUAGUUUGCAAGGAAGAAAACGUUAGCUGCAGUAAUGAGAUUUUCUCUUCAUGUGUGCUUUUUAGUGAUUAUCUUUGAAAGUUGGCUCACCACUUUUUUUUUUUACUUUUUUUAAAAUUUCUUUUGUGUCUCUCUUCUUUCUGUUAAACAUAUCAGAUGUCAUUCACUACAACAGACCACAUCAGUUACUGAAUGAAUGGAGAACCUACAAGUCUAGUUCUUGCAACCAAUCCAAGACAUGAUCAUGGCUUUACAGAAGUACCAGCACACCUUUUGUAACCAUUUUAGAAAGUUUUUAAUCAUGGCCUUACCAUACACAAAACACUCUCUUAACCACUGGCAAAAUGGCCCACUCUGUGUCAACCUAGGACUUUACAUAUUUUACCUGCUUUUUCGUUUUAAGUUAUUCAGAUUAAUUUAAUGUAUAACAUUCAGCCCAUUCUAUAUCUGACACAAGGUGUGGCAGAUAGUCAGACAUAAUUUUAUUUUGUAAGCAUUUGCAAAGAUUAAUAUCUGUGUGACUACUCUUUUCUCAAUGCUUAUAUAAACUUGCAGGUUCCCCAUGAAUACCCCCACCCCCCAAAGUGAUAUUUAUGGCUGUGUGUUAGGUGGUUUUCUGCUUUCUUAGAAGGAACUUUAUUGGAAGCCAUUUUUAGGAUGGAUUAUUUAAAAAUAAGAGGGUAUGUUCUGAUCAA